Syngnathoides biaculeatus (alligator pipefish) is the source of this 1656-nucleotide messenger RNA. RefSeq names its product outer mitochondrial membrane lipid metabolism regulator OPA3 (gene opa3). The record is from RefSeq and is a predicted model, not a curated record. NCBI's taxonomy places the organism in Eukaryota, Metazoa, Chordata, Actinopteri, Syngnathiformes, Syngnathidae. Gene Ontology annotation, biological process: regulation of lipid metabolic process. Gene Ontology annotation, cellular component: mitochondrion. The transcript has 2 exons. The coding region runs from base 321 to 791 and encodes 156 amino acids.
GAACCACCUCUGGCCAUGUGAAACAUGCCACUUUUUCAUUUUUAUGGUACUAUUUUCCGAAACAACACUUUUUAUAUACAUAUUUAUUAACUCCUUAGAAUGAAUUUUCCACUUUGAAAACCGAAAAAACGUCUUUGUAAUCGAAUGACAAAGUACAAAUACGUGGGUACACAUGGUGAAUGUGGUCCUUGUCCAGCGUGCAUUUGUCAUAAUUCGUUCGUGACGUAUCACCGCGACGUCUGAUUGGUCGCCGGGGUAACCACGUGAUUCUCGUCUUCAGCAAGCACUGUUCCGGGAUGUGAACGCAAUUCCGCCCCAAGAUGGUCGUCGGCGCCUUCCCAAUCGCCAAGCUCCUCUACCUCGGAGUGAAGCAGAUGAGCAAGCCCGUCGCCAACAGAAUAAAAGCUGGGGCCCGGAGGAGCGAGUUUUUCAAGAAUUACAUCUGUUUGCCGCCUGCCCAGCUGUAUCACUGGAUCGAGAUGAGAACCAAAAUGCGGAUCAUGGGCUUCCGAGGGGCCAGCAUUAAACCGCUGAACGAGGAUGCUGCGGCGGAGCUGGGCGCCGAGCUGCUGGGCGAGACGGUCAUUUUCCUUGUGGGCGGGGGUUGCAUGGUGCUGGAGUAUACCAGGCAGGCGGCUAAUGCGCGUCGCAAGGAGGACGAGCUCAACCAGACGCUCAUCAGCCUACAGACUCAAGUAGCCGAACUCACGUUCACUACAGAGACGCUAAGCGCUCAGCUGAGAGAGGUGAACAGGCAGCUGGUCUCCUUUCCCACACCAACCAAAAAGUGAUUUUUUUUGUAAAUAUGGCAUGGGAAAGGACAUAUGAACACAUGACUCCCACAUGUAAAGCCCAAAGCUGCUACUUCAGAUAUUGCCACAACUCAAGGAGGAUCAAGUGGACAUAACAUCAGGGAGCUGUGAAGUGUCAUGAGCUGGUGUUUGGAGCAAUUAUAUGUGCAAAAAAAAAAAAAAAAAAAAGAGAGAGAAAAGGGGAUUACUAUGACAUUCAUAGUCUGUUUUCUGUGGUGGAUCGUUGAAAUGCUCAUUACAAAGUCAAAUGACUGUGUACAGAAAUUGCAUCAACAUUCAUAAGUUAAUAUAUCUGAUAACAGUGAUGUUUUUUUUUUUAUUUAAUGACUGGGAGAGGUGUUAAUGAUUAACAUCGCUCUAAAGAAAAAUGAUCAGUCAAAAUCACUGUGAAUCACUUUGCUGGUUUAUGUGGAGGGGGAUGAAUGAUGGGUGUAAAAUAAAGAUGAGAGGAAUUAAUAGUGAGUUUGUUCAGUUCCUGUGGAGAAGGGAAAAUAUUUUUUUUGCCUCAUUGGUACAUGUCGUCGCGCCAGGGAUGGCACAUUAGUAUAUAGCGAUCUGUUUUUUUUUUUUUUUUGUGGGGGGGGGGGGUGUCAGAAAUCCAUGAUGCACUGAAUCCACAAUAGAUGAGCCGCAAAGUUGUGAGGGAUUGCUGUACUGCAUACUAUGAAUAACCUUGUGGCUUGUCACUGAAACGUACACUGUAUCCGUAUCAUGGUGCUCAAAAAUAUUGGCACUGCUGGGGUGCCAACAUUUCUCGUCAUCAAAUAGAAGAGAAUUGAUUUUUUUCGGUCUUUAUAUGCUGCUGGUAAAGAUAGAUCAAUAAAGAUAUAUUAUUGUAAAUACA